This is a messenger RNA of Caenorhabditis angaria, 329 nucleotides long. Lineage: Eukaryota; Metazoa; Nematoda; Chromadorea; Rhabditida; Rhabditidae. The record is from the annotation of a GenBank genome assembly.
AUGUCUACAACGUCUGCAGAACUUUUGGACAGGUUGGCGCAAAUUGUGAUUGUUGCAAAAUGCAAAUGCUCCUUUCAACGGUAUUACACAAAAACAAAACCUUCAGACAACGAAUAUUUUCUAGAAAAUUUUCAGAUCCAAAUCGAUGACUCAUAUUAAUUGUCUCCAUAUUGACACAUGGAUUGUUGAAGAACUAAUAACUGCUGUUCAAUUAUCACAACAGUAUCUUAAGAUCUUUUUAAACAAAAAAAACUCAAAUUUUCAGACCAACAUAUGCUUCUCCAACAGAUUCAAUAAUUUACACUGAAAGUCUAGAUAGUUUAAAAUGA